UCGAAUUUUCGGCAACGCUAUUUGACAGCACACUCUCGCUGUCACUUUCGCCAUCUUUCAGUUUUUUAAAGAAAAAGACAACUUGUAUGCAUCUUCUUGGCUGGAUUUGUUUGAAGCGCUUCUGACCGAUAUUUCUGCAAUAUUAAGUAUUUUUAAUAGCCAAAGAUAACGUGACACGAUGGCAGAAUACUUGGCCUCCAUUUUUGGCACGGAAAAAGACAAGGUCAACUGUUCGUUCUACUUUAAAAUUGGUGCCUGCCGACAUGGGGACCGUUGUUCCCGCAUCCACAACAAGCCGACCUUCUCGCAAACUUGCCUACUGCAGAACCUGUACGUAAAUCCGCAGAACUCGGCCAAAUCUGCCGACGGUAGCCAUCUGGUAGCGAACGUGUCGGACGAAGAGAUGCAGGAGCAUUAUGACAAUUUUUUCGAGGACGUGUUCGUCGAGUGUGAAGACAAGUACGGUGAAAUCGAGGAGAUGAACGUAUGCGAUAAUCUCGGCGAUCACUUGGUAGGCAACGUGUACAUAAAGUUUCGCCGUGAGGAAGAUGCUGAACGGGCUGCCAAGGAUCUAAACAAUCGCUGGUUCGGUGGAAGGCCGGUUUACUCGGAACUGUCGCCGGUUACUGAUUUCCGCGAGGCGUGCUGUAGACAGUACGAGAUGGGUGAAUGCACACGUUCGGGGUUCUGUAACUUCAUGCAUCUGAAGCCAAUAUCCCGCGAGCUGCGUCGCUAUUUGUACUCUAGGCGCCGUGGACGUUCCCGGUCCCGUUCUCGGUCACCUCGUCGUGGUGGCGGAGGUGGUGGUGGUGGUGGUGGCGGCGGUGGAGGUGGCGGCGGUGGUGGUGGUAUCGGAGGCGGCCGUGAUCGUUCCCGUGACCGUCGUCGAUCUCGCAGCCGGGAUAGAAAAAACGAUCGUAACGACAAUGGACGCAAAGGACGAUACUGAAUACAUACAAGCUGAGUAAAGAUAAAAUAACUUUUUUUUUGUUUUUUUAACGCAUUAUUUUGUCAUGUACUUUACACCAACGGAAUGGAUGAAAUUAUUCGCAACACACUAUAUGUUCAGAGGUAAACGUCUA
Anopheles funestus (African malaria mosquito) is the source of this 1082-nucleotide messenger RNA. It is a transcript of the gene U2af38, whose product is annotated as splicing factor U2af 38 kDa subunit. Gene Ontology annotation, molecular function: pre-mRNA 3'-splice site binding; metal ion binding. Bases 179 to 949 code for a protein of 256 amino acids. The record is from RefSeq and is a predicted model, not a curated record. NCBI's taxonomy places the organism in Eukaryota, Metazoa, Arthropoda, Insecta, Diptera, Culicidae. The transcript is spliced from 2 exons. Gene Ontology annotation, cellular component: U2AF complex; spliceosomal complex. Gene Ontology annotation, biological process: mRNA splicing, via spliceosome.